UACAGUUUUAAAAUUUUCAUCAGCACAAAAAAAAACAAUAGACUCUACUGUUAGAUUCAUUACUUAUCAUUAUUAUUAAUUAAUAAUAAUUGAAAAAAUAAAGAGAAGAAAAUAAUGGCCACGUCAUCAUCAGCAUCAUCGCUGUCGCCGCCACAGAGCGGUGGCGCAAUGGUGGCGGAAAGAAGAGGGAUACCGGCGGCAUCAUUUGUAGAAGAUGUGCAAGUUUAUUUAAAUCAAUUAGGUCUUGAUGUUAACUCUACUCUCGCUUUCCUUCAAGAAAGACUUCAGCAAUACAAGGUGGUUGAGAUGAAACUCCUUGCUCAACAGAGGGAUCUUCAGGCAAAGAUUCCAGACAUCGAGAAAUGCUUGGACGUAGUAUCUACUUUACAAGCUAAGAAGGGUACCGGUGAGACAUUGCUAACUGAUUUUGAAGUAUCUGAAGGCAUCUAUUCCCGAGCUCGAAUAGAUGAUACCGAUUCAGUAUGUUUGUGGCUUGGAGCAAAUGUAAUGCUCGAGUACUCUUGUGAAGAGGCCACUUCUCUUCUGCAGAAGAACUUGGAAAAUGCAAAAGCCAGUUUAGAAGUUUUAGUUGGUGAUUUACAAUUCUUACGUGAUCAAGUCACUAUCACCCAGGUCACUACUGCUCGAGUGUACAACUGGGAUGUUCACCAAAGAAGAGUUAGACAAGCUUCAACCUCCCAAGAUUCAUGAGUAAAGGGCAGAAUUGCUUCAAAUACAUCUGGCUUUGAAAUUUAAAUCCUAUGAUAGUUCGUGUCAUUGAGCUAUUCUUGAUGAGUUUUGUUAGAUUUUACCUUCUUGGUUUAGCACUCUAGUUUGUUGUUAUGCAUGCUUUAUGUUAAUUGAUGUUUGGUUACUUGAAAAAACUUUUGUAUGUUGAGUUAUUAGGAUCUGAGCAUAAAAAAUCAACGUAAACGAGGUAUAAUCAUCGUCAUUGUAGUUUCAUUGUAUUCAUCUCAGGUGUGUAACCGUUACCUCAAACUUAUGCAUGUUUUGAAGUGUUGAAUGAAUUUAGUGUUCCAGUGAGGCAGUGAUGUUGAGUGGGACUGCUGAUGCCUGAUGGUAUUCUCAAUUGUAAGGGUUGAAGUUUUGAUACUUUAUUAAUUUCAUGCGACUUCAUCUCUAAAA
Molecule: messenger RNA, 1146 nt
Organism: Erigeron canadensis
Lineage: Eukaryota; Viridiplantae; Streptophyta; Magnoliopsida; Asterales; Asteraceae
Product: probable prefoldin subunit 3
Exons: 6
Coding region: 115-711 (198 amino acids)
Biological process (GO): protein folding; tubulin complex assembly; microtubule-based process
Cellular component (GO): cytoplasm; prefoldin complex
Molecular function (GO): tubulin binding
Source: RefSeq, a predicted model, not a curated record